This is a messenger RNA of Adineta ricciae, 1422 nucleotides long. Lineage: Eukaryota; Metazoa; Rotifera; Eurotatoria; Adinetida; Adinetidae. The record is from the annotation of a GenBank genome assembly.
AUGCGUGGCUGUUAUGUUCGUGACGAGGGUCGCAAACGAUUAAAAUGUUUUUUUUCGUCCGCUUUGAUAUUCAUAACAUCUGAUCUUCAAUUCAAUAUUUUAUGCAUUAACAACACAUUCGAUAUGAGUUACGGGCUAACAGGUGCCUGUGAAACUACUAGUGAUAAUAUUACUAGUACAGACGGUGAAUAUCAUCAAUAUCUUAGUCAUUACAAUACUCCGGUUCUUCUACACGACAUACGCAGUCUACACACACAACGUGAGGGUGGCGGAGAAAGAUUGCGCACAUCGGGUAGAACCAUCAACACUGCUAGUCGUUUCCAGCAACAAUCAAGUCCAUAUUCCAAUGGUCACCAUUCUUCAUCAAUACUCAAUGGUCAUAAUAGAUUAGAUGAUACUGAAGAACAAUUACAGCUACAACAGCAACAGAUAGAUAGCGAUUAUGGAGAAUUGGCACCUGAUCGACCCGAACUAUUGAUGUGGGGACUUACAAAAAGCGGUAAAACAUCGAUUAUAAAACUUAUUUUUGACAAAAUGACAGCCGGUGAAACACUUCAACUUCCAGAAACAAAAAUGAUUUUACGGCAUGAACUCUCAUGUGGAAUUCACGUUAAAUUCAAAAUUUGUGAUGUACCCGGCCCGAAAACAGCAUCUCUACUCGAUUUUGAUGCGUAUUCAGCUGAAUGCACUACGAUCGUGUUCGUUCUUGAUGCAACAGAAGAUUGCUCAGAUUCAAUUAAUUUAUUGGUUAGUUCUGUGCAACAAUUGUACUCACAGGGUCGUAAUAUUCGAUUCGAAGUACUCAUUCACAAAAUUGAUGGCGUUCAUGAGCCCGACCGUCUUGAACGCUACUCAAGUAUUCAACAGAAAGUAACUGUUAUGUUACACGAAUGUUCGAUCGAAGAACCACUUAUCAAUUUCUAUUUGACAAGUAUUUAUGAUCAUUCGAUUCAUGAAGCAUUCAGUAAAAUCGUACAAAAUCAAAUGCGACAGCUACGUGCGCUCGAAAAUAUGCUUGAUUUGGUUACAGCGAGUACUCAAUUAGAUAAGAUCUUCGUAUGUGAUAUUUCUAAUAAGAUAUUUCUGGCAUCGGAUACAAAACCAGUUGAAAGUCAAAUAUCGGAACUGUGUUGCGAUGUAGUCGAUGUUUACAAAGAUAUUUCGUCUAUAUAUGGGCAAAAUAGUAGUUCGGUGCUCGAUUCAAUGUCAAAUUGUACUAUUGAACUUUCAAUAGGACUUGUUCUAUAUUUGAAAGACAUUAAUUCGACAACUGCGCUGAUAUGUAUUUUAAAGAGAGAAUCGAGAAUAAACGAAGCUUUGAUGGAAGUAAAUUUAAAUGUUCUUAAACAAAAUAUUCAAGAAUUAUUCCUUGCUAAUUCAAAUUAUUCACCACGACAACAAAUAUAUCCAUCUAUGGAAUGA